AUUUAGGUAACACUAAACCAUGAUCCAAUAUGGAGGUUUAAGAUCCAAGCUUGCCAAAGUGAGGGUUUGAAGGAGAUUUGGAGCGAAUAAGUUGGGUAUAGAGAGUACAGAGAUACAUCAAGGAAUGUGGAAUUGGAAAAACUCAGUCUUCUCACAGCAUAAUAGAGGGUUUCAUUCAUUUAAUCAACUGAAGAUAAGGAACGCUCAUUCCAAUUCAAAUUCAAGAGAACUAGUAUGACUACAAAGAAGGUACAAAAUUACAGAACAAGUGGGAGAACUAGACACAAAUAUCUCACAAUCCUCAUUCAACAAUACCGAAGACGACAAGCCCAACUCCCCACCUCAGAAGAACUCCCCAAAUGGCCAAAUAAACAUCACAAACUAUUCCAAACUCUCUGAGCCAGAUCACUCAAAUAUCGUUCUUGAUUCUAACAACAAAGUGAAAGAGUACAAUCCGGUUAAAAAGCAUUUUAUUUUCUCAACGAAGGAGAUGCAGGAGAACUUCGCGUAUUACUUUUUGCCUAAUGGGUACCCUCAUUCCGUGAAUAAGGGCUAUGCCAAGUUCGCUAUAUAUUCCUCAUUAAGUGCAACUGCUAUUACGAUCCUUAACUUCAUUUCUACCCAGGCUCUGUUUGUAGCACUAGGGUCGACUACCACACAAGCUUCAUUGUACUCAGCAGCAUAUAUCUGGGUCCUUAAGGACGGAAUAGGCCAACUGGGAGGUAUUCUAUUCGCAGGGAAAUAUGGUAAAAGUUUUGAUGAAGAUGUUAAGAAGUGGAGGUUCAUGUGCAUGAUUCUCUUUAAUAUCUCUAUAAUUGUUGAAAUGAUCACCCUUAGGUUCCCUGGAGCGUUCAUAUACUUAGCAUCUCUAGCUAAUAUGGGUAAAAAUGUUACCUUCCUUUGAGCAGCAGCUACAAGAGCAAGUAUUAACCUCAGAUUCGCCAAGAAAAGUAAUAUUGGAGAUAUCGCUGGUAAAGGAGUCACACAAUUUACGACAUCAAGUUUGGUAGGAAUGGGCGUAGGCCUUGUGAUCUCCAAAGCAUGAAAUAUUUCAUCAAUCUACACAAUAGCGCCUCUUUUUGCUUCCCUAACACUAUUAAACAUUGUUUGCUCAUACAAGGCCACAAGAGUGUUGGAUGAAAGUAAUUUUAACAAACAAAGGUUUUACAUCCUCUUUGAGGAAUACAUGAAAUCUGGUAAAAUCCUCGAUGUCAAAGAGGUGAAUAAAAGAGAAGCUUUCUGGAUUCCUUCUCUCUUCAAUCCCCAAAAUGAAUUUGUGACAAACUUUGGAGUCUUUUCUCUCGCAAAGCAAAUUAAUUUUCUAAAGAAGAAUAACAGGCAUUCUACUGCUGACAGUCUGAUUGAUCAGGCUAAGAACAAUGAGCGCAAAUUUUUGUAUUACGUUCACUGGCCCAGAUACAGAAAGACAAUUCUACCAAGAAGGUGGUCGCAUAAAAGAGAAUAUAAAAUCAAUUUUAACCUACAUAAAGAUGCCAGUAAUAAGCAGAUCUUGAAAGCAUACUUUUUCGGUCUAAAAUUAGACGAAAUUCUGGAUAAAAAGCUCGAAGAGAGGUUACCCAAGAACGCUAGGAAACCUUACCAUUCCUUAACAGACGAAGAGUUAGAGAUUAGAUCAAGCUGACUCCGAAAUGCCAUAUUUGAAGCUGAAGAGUACUUUGAGCUCUUUGAUUUUGAAGACUUCUUCAAUAAGAUGCAGAACUUCUCUGAUCCAGAUAAGGAAAACUGGGAUCUCAAUUCACUGUAUAUAGACAAAGGAACUAAUCGAUACACAAUUGAAUAAUUUCAGCA
Moneuplotes crassus is the source of this 1809-nucleotide messenger RNA. NCBI's taxonomy places the organism in Eukaryota, Ciliophora, Spirotrichea, Euplotida, Euplotidae. The record is from the annotation of a GenBank genome assembly.